CGAGAUUUACCUACCAGUCCUAUUUGUUUACUUAUUCUGUACAGUUAAUCUCCUUUCGCUGUCAAAGUGGUAACUUACUGGACUCUAAUGGCUAAAGUAGAGCUGGCACCGCUUAGAUCGUGGGAUGAUUUCUUUCCCGGUUCGGAACGGUUCGGCGCACCGGAUGUUACAAAUAUGACGAGAUGGAACAACCGAGUUGUCAGCAACUUGCUUUAUUACCAGACGAAUUACCUGGUUCUUUCUAUUGCUGUUUUCCUCAUCGUGGGGUUUCUCAACCCUGUGGGGAUGGUCACAGCCUUGGUCGUGGUGUCGAUCGUCUUCCUGGGUUUGGUUUGGGCUGGAGAGAACCAAGCCAUCAUCAAGAGCUUCAAAAGGCAGAGCCCCACAGUGUUUGUGAUGGUCGUCAUGGCGGCCAGCUACAUGCUGACUUCUCUGCUGGGAAGCGUCAUGACGUUUAUGACAGCAGUCACUCUACCUCUGAUUUUGAUAAUGGCACACGCUUCGUUUCGCCUACGGAACAUGAAGAACAAGCUCCAGACCAAGCUGGAAUGUUCAGGGCUGAAGAGAACUCCGAUGGGCAUCCUACUCGAGUGUCUGGAACAGCAGGAAGAAAACAUACAAAAGAUUCAGACUUUUUUAGAGGGAAAAGUGAAGGAGUAAAACCUUAUCUUCUCUAAAAUGCUACAACUCCAAUGUUCUCUGUUGUCUUUUAUGUUGUGCGAAAGGAAAGCCUGCAAACCAGCAAUGUUAUCUCCUCCUCAGGGUAUCUUGUGUCACUCUGCACAGAACUUGUCAGGGCGCUCCCCCUGCAGUGAUCAGGGCACCUCACUACUGCCUCACAUCUCAUCUGUGCAGCUAUGCAUGUUGUGUCCCAGACAGCAGCAAGCUUCUCGAAAUCUGCGUUUAAUCAGAAACUCCUCCGUUUGCACUUGAGUGAAAUUGUGAAAGCAGCACAAGUGUUGCCUUUUAACAGAGGCCGAAAAGUGCACACUCAACAUGCAUUGCUGCCAAGACCAGCGCGUUUUCAAGUUCAUGCAGGAAAUCUCUUCACAUUCAGAGUAACUGUUUACUUCAGCCCAGAGUUGAAUUGAAACCUUCUGCUCAUGUAAAUAAAGAGAAUCAUGCAAAAGAGCAAGCCCUGCUUUGACUCCAGUCUGAUUACUUUGUCAAUAUUUGAAAGGAAACUUGAAAGGAAAGCCAUGCCUAUCAGGAAUUCUUCUGACCAUGCCUGAGUGUUUAAUCUUGACGGUACCUCCUGGCUGAUGGAUGGGCUCUCUUUGCUUUCCCUUCCACUUAUCCAGCAGGCUGAUCAAUGGUGGUGGAGUGGAUUUGUCUGCAGUCAAUAAGGCCUUGAAUUUGGAUCAGAUAAUCCAAUGCUGCUUCAUUUUAAACCAUCUCACACUAACUCAAACAUACAAAAAGAACAUUUCUUUCAGAUUAGAAUAUUUAUUUAAAAGUGGUGAAUGUUUGUUGAGCCAAAAGAUCUGUACGACAGUGUCGCUCACAAACCGGACUUUCCUGCUCUGCAUGGAGCAGUGCCUUUCAGGGAUUGGAGUGAAAUACUACUCCUUUUUCUCCAGCUUUACGAAGCUCUGCUGUUCUAAAAUAACCUGAAUGUAGCUCCUGUUCAUAUUUGGGAAAAUGGUUCAACUUUUAGCAAAUAAAUUCAUCUGCCAGCAAUAAG
Cyprinodon variegatus (sheepshead minnow) is the source of this 1684-nucleotide messenger RNA. RefSeq names its product PRA1 family protein 3-like. The coding region runs from base 88 to 660 and encodes 190 amino acids. The record is from RefSeq and is a predicted model, not a curated record. NCBI's taxonomy places the organism in Eukaryota, Metazoa, Chordata, Actinopteri, Cyprinodontiformes, Cyprinodontidae. The transcript has 3 exons. Gene Ontology annotation, biological process: negative regulation of transport. Gene Ontology annotation, cellular component: membrane.